Protopterus annectens (West African lungfish) is the source of this 2223-nucleotide messenger RNA. Its product is annotated as inward rectifier potassium channel 16-like. Lineage: Eukaryota; Metazoa; Chordata; Ceratodontiformes; Protopteridae. Gene Ontology annotation, molecular function: inward rectifier potassium channel activity. The transcript is spliced from 6 exons. Gene Ontology annotation, biological process: regulation of monoatomic ion transmembrane transport; potassium ion import across plasma membrane. Bases 482 to 1801 code for a protein of 439 amino acids. Gene Ontology annotation, cellular component: plasma membrane. The record is from RefSeq and is a predicted model, not a curated record.
AUGCUGAAACAGGAGAAUCUGAACCAGGAGUUAUGAGGCCACUCAACUUUGUCAUACAGUCAUUUCUGCACUACCUGAGCCUGACAGCUUCUGCCCUACACCUUGAUAUUAAGGUCGAGAUGAACAGCUUUGGAAACAGGAGUUUCAGGGGAGAAUAACACAGUACAGCAAGGCAUCAAGCAUUACUGUAAAUGGCUUCUAUGAAUGGCUAGCUAUGCUCACUAGCAAAUAAUGCAAAAUAACAUCACAGUGUUCACACAAUGACUAUGAAUACCACCCUCAAAGUCCAAUAAAAUAUUGCAUUGCUUUCUUGUAUCCAGCAUACAGUUAUAGGAAGAAGACCAGAACCCUUACUGAAAGGUAAAGCAGUACACCUCACACUACAACUGAAGGUCUAAUAACAGAUGAAUAAUCAAAACUGCAGAAGUGGCUGAGAGCUGCUGAAGAUCAUUCCAGAAAUAGAAUCUUGUGCAUAGAGUGUAUGCACAGGAUUGAGAAGCAGCAGAAGGAUAGAGGUCCAAACUCUUACUUGGCUGAGAAACAGAACACAGGAAUGGAUUUUGAUUAUGUACAAUAUAAAGCUGCAAACAACGAGGAAGACAGUUACCUUCAGACUAAAUACUAUGAUUCCUCAGUUACUAGAAAAUGGAAAAAGCCAAGGAGAUUUCUGGAAAAAGAUGGGACAUGCAAUGUUGUGUUCAAGCACAUUGAUGGAGAAUGGGGAGGUUAUGUGCAUGACAUUUAUACAACUCUUGUUGACAUCAAGUGGCGUCUCAUGUUUCUUAUUUUCUCACUAUCUUAUGUUCUCUCUUGGCUUUUCUUUGGGUUAGUUUUUUGGAUCACAGCUGUAUUACAUGGAGAUCUCCAAAACAAUGAAGAUUCUCUAUGUGUUGAGAAUGUCCGCAGUUUUGUGGGAGCAUUCUUGUUUUCACUUGAAACACAGACCACUAUUGGGUACGGUUCACGUUAUGUAACACAGGAAUGCCCUGCAGCAAUCCUUACUGUCAUCUUUCAGUCUGUCCUCAGCUGUUUGAUUGAUGCUUUUAUCAUUGGUGCAGCUUUGACAAAAAUGGCAACUGCAAGGAAGAGAUCCCACACCGUAGGAUUUAGUAAUAAUGCUGUGAUAGCUAUGAGGGAUGGGAAGCUUUGCUUUAUGUGUCGGUUAGGAGACUUUCGUCAAAACCAUAUGGUUGAAGGUAAAGUCAGAGUGCAACUAUUAAAAAAAAAGAUUCAUAGCAAUAAUGGAGUCAUAGUUGAAUAUCAUGACCUUGAAUUAGUUAAUGAUGAAAUUAUUCUUGCUACUCCAGUUACAAUCAUACAUGAAAUAAAUAAAAAAAGUCCACUGUAUAGGCUAAGCAAAAGAGACUUUGCUAGGGAAGAUUUUGAGAUUCUGAUGACAUUUGCUCAUACUUGUGACUCAACUGGAAUAUCUCAUCAGUCUAGGAGCUCAUAUCUACCUCAAGAAAUAUUAUGGGGUCAUCGGUUUAAGGAGAUAUUGAGAGCUAAAGUAGAUUCUUACAAAGUAGAUUAUUCACUAUUUGACCAAACAUCAACAGUACGCAUACCUAUAUGUAGUGCUCAGGAAGUAGAAAAAAAGGGAGAAACUAAUGAAUUUAAUAGUGUCUGUCUGAAUGGAAACCCUAUGGCUACAUGCAGCACAAUGUUACCAUUUGAGAGGAAUGCUUUGGAUCAGAGGUAUACUGCAAGCUCUGACAAUUUGUUUGCUAAAAAUACUGAUAUAGAGGAAUAUUUAAAGCCAGUUGUAACUCUAACAGAAAUAUCUCAAGAAACUCAGAUCUGAACUGGGAACAUAAUUUAACUGCUCCAAUACCAUCUUCUUAGCAAUAGCACUGCCACUUUAAAAAACGUAUAAGCAGUAUAUGCAUUCUUAAAAAUAUGCUUUCCCUGAAUGUAAGCAUUUUAAAAACUUCAGUUUUAUCUCACAUUCCAUUUAAAGAAAAGAACUAUAAACAUUGCAAGAAAACUGAGCUGUCAUAUUUGGGUCUAUAGUAUAUGUUCGAAGUUUGAAAACUUCAAACAUUAAAUAAUCAAAUUUAAAUGUUUGAAGUUUCAAACAUCGAACAUAUAAUAAAAAAAAACAAAAACAAAAAAAAAAAAACAAACAGAGCUUACCUGAGUAGUGUAGGCAACUCCGAGAUCGCACUAUAGUGUGGUAAAGGGAAGAUUUCCUUUACUGCACUGUAGUGUGGUUUCGGAGUUGGU